AUGAUGGUGAUGACGUUAGUGGCAAUGCUGAACAAGUCAGCACAUCAGCUUGUCCCACAGUUGAAGACACACAACCAAUCAAUAUGUUCCGCUUCCUGCCUUAUUGCCGCCGCCUUCGUCGCCUGCGCCUAUGCGCAAUACGAUCAUCAGGCCACCAGCAGCCAGUCCCAGGACAUUCGCCCUGAUGGCUCAUAUCAGUACAAAUACGAGACCUCCAACGGCAUUGCUGGUCAGGAAGCUGGUGUCGGUGGUGAGUAUGCCAACGGUGGCUACAGCUACUACUCCCCAGAAGGUCAGCUGGUCCAGGUGGCUUAUGUUGCCGAUGGCAAUGGCUUCCAGCCUCAGGGCUCUCAUCUGCCCGUUGGCCCAGCCAUCCCACCAGCAAUCCUCCGCUCUCUGGAAUACAUCCGCACUCACCCAUCAUACGAGUCAACGGAGCAGGCUCGCUUUGUCCAGCAGCCACGCUUCGUCCAGCAGCCACGCUUUGUGCAGCCCCAGCAGCAGUUCCGUCAGCCAGCCCGUCGCGGUUAGACUUAGAAUA
Molecule: messenger RNA, 541 nt
Organism: Drosophila busckii
Lineage: Eukaryota; Metazoa; Arthropoda; Insecta; Diptera; Drosophilidae
Product: pupal cuticle protein Edg-78E
Exons: 3
Coding region: 1-531 (176 amino acids)
Cellular component (GO): chitin-based extracellular matrix
Molecular function (GO): structural constituent of chitin-based larval cuticle
Source: RefSeq, a predicted model, not a curated record